This is a messenger RNA of Pristis pectinata (smalltooth sawfish), 2826 nucleotides long. RefSeq lists its product as uncharacterized. The transcript has 4 exons. The record is from RefSeq and is a predicted model, not a curated record. Lineage: Eukaryota; Metazoa; Chordata; Chondrichthyes; Rhinopristiformes; Pristidae. Gene Ontology annotation, biological process: centriole replication; regulation of cytokinesis; centrosome duplication. Bases 240 to 2480 code for a protein of 746 amino acids. Gene Ontology annotation, cellular component: centriole.
UUCAUCUUCACAUCCUUCCAAAUUAACUUCAAGUAUCCGAAUCCUUUUAAAAUGCUCAGCUGCAAUUGUGGUCACAGUAAAGCAAGCUAUGCUUUAAUUUCUUCUGUGUGAAAAGGUUUCUUGAGAAGGAUUAGCUGGACAGACGCAAAGAGGCUGUUUCCUCUGGCUGGACCAAGGGUUAUACACUUAGGUUACGGAGUCAGCCUUGAUGAAGAGAAGUUUCUUUAACCUGAUCAUUAAUGGAGAGCUAUGAAGAGUUCAGCAAAGCUCAUCUUGCUCAAAUCAAAGCCAAGGUCACAAUGGAGAAAAAUUCUCUACCAGCAACAAGCUCCAGAGGCUCUUUGAUUCGGUUUCAUGGUGUCGCUGUACUUUCACCACUGCUUUCCUCAGAACAAAGGAAAGAGAUACGUGAAUAUCAAUUGAAGGUCAGAAGCAGCAGUAAAACAUCAGAUGAGAAACUGGCUGAAGCACAAAGGAGUACAUCGUUACUGAAAGUGCAUGGACCAUUGAACAGGGAAGCAAGCAAACUGCUCCAUAGUUUGCUGCCACGCAAAGAGCCAUCAGUUGAGGAAAUUCGGGAACAUUAUUCAUUUCCAUUGAUGCCCAACAUGCCUGUGGGUACUGAACUUGUUACAGAGAUGAUCAAUGUAGGGGAUUGGAAAACCACAACCACAAUGCAACAAACCUCAGUAGGACACCGGGGAUCACCAAUAUUUGAACCUCACUUUGCACAGAUCACAGAUGAGGUUGGAGAAGCAUGCUCAACAAACCUUGAGAGAGAUCGUGUGCCUGUAAUAAUGAUCUCUGAUUUGAUUAAUGAAAACCCUGGUAUUUCAAAUUACCACACCAGUUCUUCUUGCUUGGAUCAACUUCUGAGGAAGAAUCCAAAGGUCAACAGUUGCAAAUAUAAUGAUCCUGAGUCAGAUGACUUUGAAAAGACAGCUGUUCAUGCUCUUCAAAAUGUCACCGUACAUCAACUAAAUGAUGCAACAAAAUGUAAAGCAACCAAUUCUACCAGUAAGCAGGCGAAGGUAGAUCAGGUUGGGAGUGAUGACUCUAUAGUAAUAACGGGGGACAAUGAAACUAGCAACACUAACUUGGGUCUCCUCCAUCUUCCUACUGAGGAGACCAACCUGAGUGGGGAUUCAUCUUCUAAACCAAUUGCACCAAGCUUACAGAGCUUACUUAAAAAAUCAAGAGAGUAUCGAAAUAAGCAGAGACAACAAAAAAUGCUGAAGAACUUACAUUUCAAAGGGGAAGCAGAAAAGCUUUCUGAUAAGAAAAAUAAUUUAUGUGCAAGUAAAGUUUGCAAAAAUACCAGGGGGAGAAGAAUUGAUUCAGGAAAAGCUAAACUGCCCAACACAUUGUUAACCCCUGAUCCAGCAUUGCCAUCUGCUUCCUCACUGCAUUUCACUGCUAUUCCUAAACACAACUACAUUUCAGUAGCCAGUGAUGUGAGCCCAGCAAAAACAACUGAAUUGCUGUCCUGGUGUCACACCCUACCUGAAGAGAAUAAAGAUGACAAAAUGGAUGAUGUGGAGCCAAGUCAUAACUUCAUGUUCUCAGAGCAGCCUCAAGGGACGAAUACAAGUUCCUGCUCCAAGAGAAACCCAGUAUGUUCCAACUCUGAGGGUCAAGUAUCCCAGUGUCAAGAGGGAGGGAAGCAAGUGAACAGGUCAGUAAGAAGCCAAAAUAGAGGUUUCAUGGUACCCAACAUAGCACUGAGUGGAAGUCCAGUAUUGUCAAGAAAGUGGACCUGUUCGUCACAGAGGCUGCUUGUAAAUGCCCCAGUCAAUGUGGGCAGUGAAAUGAUUGAUCAACAGGAGAAGAACUGUAGGUCAGAUUCACCCAAAGAUCAACCAAAAAUCAACCAAGCUCAGCAACAGUACAUCACUGAACUGGAAGUGAACUUGGAUAGUGUGAAAGCUUUGAUAACGGAUUUGCAAACUACAUUAACUUCAUCCUGCGAUGUAACAAUGAAUGAGCAGUUACUGAAUGAUAAGGCAACUACACGGCAGAGAAUCAGGGACUCUUUUGGCAUCAAAUGCACACAGAACGAUAAUGAAAUUGCUGAUGUUGCAGUAGCUGAAUUAUUUUGGAAUAAAAGAGAUGUUGAUCCAAAGUUCCCAUCAAGUGAAGAUUCAAUCCCACAAGCUGUUAAUAGUGCUCCUGCUGCAUUUCAGGCCAAUAGUUUACAAAAAAUGCACAGCCAACAGUUAUUUGUACAGAAUUCUCCCACAGCGUCAGCACUUCCAAUGGGAAGUCUAAGACCUACUUUUUAUAUGGCCACAAACAGAAUAGCAAAGAAUCCAAGUAUUAAUAAAUCCUAUGAUGUGGAUUUUCCAUCUUCACUUUGGACACAGAAUUUUAAGUUGAAGCAGGAAGUGGAUAAUUCAAAACUAGCGAACACUCCAGAACUUGGACCAAGUGUAUUGGAUCACAGAGUCAAAAGAAAAUUAAUGAUGGGUAAAGCCCAGUGAUGACAGGAACAGCAACCUUGCUCUGACUAGAUGUUCUAAAAUAUAAUUUAAGAUAUUUAUUUAUUUAUUAGUCACAUGUACAUCUAAACACACAGUAAAAUAUGUCGUUUUUGCGUUACUGAGAAUGUACUGGGGACAGCCCGCAAAAGUCACCACUCUAACUCGAGCCUGAACUGAGAAGGUAAAAGAACUUCAGUCACAUGAUAAGGGGAAUAAAGUCUAAUCGCAUUGAAGCAAUUUUGAUAAAACUGGCAAAAUCUCAUGUUCUUUGGGAUAUUAACAUUUUUUUCUCAAAUGUUUAAUGAUGAGUGUUGUACUUUUUAAUAUAUCUUGGGCUAAUAAAUUA